GCAAUCUAUUUCGACAUCUCUGGUAUCACUAGGACUUGGAAGAUUGGUACCCAUUGUGGGAAAAGCGGAACUGCAGAAAUCCGCCGUGAAAUCAAAAAAGCUGAGAGAAACUUCGAAGAAUUCAUGAAAGCCAUAAUAGACGCUGCCAAAAAACAGUCAAUAAAUCCUAAAGAGCUGAACAUUGAGAUUCACUACUGGCCAGUCAGGUGCUGCGUUGGAGGGGAGUCCACUGUAUGUUAUAUAGAGGACGUAACCAGCAGAAAGUUUAAGGAGGACGUAAAGGUCCUGAGCAAGAACUAUGUUCAAGUCUGGGGGGAAAUCAGAGCAAGCCCUUCUGUUCGAAUGACCAAGAAAAGAUGGCGACUAUUGCUUGGCGAUGCUGAAAAGUAUCUCAGGCUUAAAUCUUCAACCUUCGCAACUGUGUCCUUAUCGAUGCAUUGACUGUAAAAUCGGCAUUCACUUGCGAUAAACAUUGGACAUAAAUGUUUUUGACCCGAA
Messenger RNA from Cylicocyclus nassatus, 498 nucleotides. The record is from the annotation of a GenBank genome assembly. Lineage: Eukaryota; Metazoa; Nematoda; Chromadorea; Rhabditida; Strongylidae.